Molecule: messenger RNA, 540 nt
Organism: Rotaria sp. Silwood2
Lineage: Eukaryota; Metazoa; Rotifera; Eurotatoria; Philodinida; Philodinidae
Source: the annotation of a GenBank genome assembly
AUGGCCGAUAUUGAGAAGAAUUAUCUUCAAGUGCCCAAUGCUCACUGGUGGGUAGCUGUAUCAACGAAUGAUAGUCACAUUGUAGGUCAAGUGGGUGUACAGCCUUUGCAUCUUGGAGAUCGAGCUUAUUAUCAACAAGCGGCUGUGAAUGAACGAGAUCACAUUUGCGAGUUACGUCGAAUGGUUGUCGCUCCAAAUGCACAAAAAUGCGGUGUCGGAUCUCUCCUGCUCUCUACUUUACUCGAUUUUGCUCGACAACACGGUUAUCAUCAAGUACAUCUGACUACCUUGACCAAUAUGGGCAAAGCAUGUCAAUUCUAUGAAAAGAAUGGUUUUGUGAAGGGUCAAAUCGAUCGAUAUUCGUUGGAGCAAGUUGCUCAUCAACAACAGAAACAAGAAAACGCCUUCACCGACUACAUGCUGACACCGGUGGUGUUCGAAGUCGGUGCUGUCAUACCUGAUGAAGAUCAACAUCGGAUGAAAUUAUCAGUAACUCAAUCCAAAUUUUUGUAUGCACAACAUUUUUUUCGUACGCUGUAG